Messenger RNA from Mytilus californianus (California mussel), 1444 nucleotides. RefSeq names its product failed axon connections homolog. The record is from RefSeq and is a predicted model, not a curated record. Gene Ontology annotation, cellular component: cytoplasm. Bases 494 to 1345 code for a protein of 283 amino acids. NCBI's taxonomy places the organism in Eukaryota, Metazoa, Mollusca, Bivalvia, Mytilida, Mytilidae. The transcript is spliced from 6 exons.
GACAUAUUUCUACGAGCUUUAAAAAAGAAUAGAAUUGAAACGACAAACCAUGAAAAUAAGGAAGUGUGACACUAAGCUAUUCUCUUGUUUUGGUGCAAGUACAAAGUAAUUUUAGAUUUUUCGAGAACGAUAUACGUACAUUGUUCGUAUACAUCAAUUUAAACCGACUUUUAUAUCAAACUAUCAGUUUUUAUCCCCUGUCGUUCUGUUUCAUUUUUAAAUAAUCGACUUUGCCUGGACAUGGAUUACAAACGGCAUCAAAAUGAACCGUGAGAUAAAUUAUUUGAAUAUUUCCGUUAUCUAAUGAAGAAGAGCAGAAUACCAGAAGAUGAUGUGUGUAUACAUUAUACGAAUAUCGCAUACGUUUAUUGCACUAGAGUUAAAUGGUCGACUAUGAAGAUACGUAUCCUCACCUAUGUACCACAAGUUUUAGUAAAGUACAUUAAUACAGGUAAUUUUUAGGAUAUCAUUAUAAAAGACACACCUGUCAGUAAUGGAGAUCGUAAAAGUUGACAAUUUAAUUCUUAUUGCUAAAGUUGUUAGUGGUACCGUUUUAGCAACAGCGGUAUCAUGUCUUGUGUGGAAACGUAUCAGGAAACCAGAAAAAAAAAACUAUCCACGUGACACAGUCAUUCUGCAUCAAAUAAGCAGGGGACCAUUUGCACCCAGUAUUUCACAAUAUGUGAUGAAGUUGGAGACAUAUUUACGGUUUGCAAAAAUUCCUUAUAUGAAUGCUCACGGUGUACAGAAAAGUAAAAAAGGAAAAUACCCAUGGAUUGAGUAUAAUGGUCAAGAAUUAUCUGACACGGAGUUUAUAAUAGAAUUUUUAAAUGAAACAUUUAAAAUAGAUCUAGACGAAAAAUUUUCAGCAAAAGAAAGGGGUGCAGCAAGGGCUUUUAAAAAAAUGUUGGAAGAGAACACAUUCUGGGCAGUAACGCUGGAUAGAUGGUUAUAUGACAGUAAGAGUAGUGGUUUCAGAUUAAUUGGAGUACCAGCUUGGUUUAUCUAUUUUCUUCGCCGGAAUGUUAAGAACACGACAUACGCUCAUGGUAUUGGAAGACAUAGCCAAGAAGAAGUAUAUCACAUACUUGACCGUGAUUUGCAUUCUCUCUCAGAUUUUAUUGGAACAAAUAAAUUUUUACUCGGUGAUGAGCCGUGUCAGGAAGAUUGUGCGGUCUUUGGUCAGCUAUCUCAGAUUUACUGGCAUGCUUUCGGGAACAAGUGCAACACCUAUUUAAAAAAAUAUGAUAAUUUAUGUGAUUAUUGUGAAAGAAUGAAAGCGAGAUUUUGGCAAGACUGGGAUCAGUGCAUUACAAAAGGAAUGACACAGAAAGCUACAAAGUAGUAGGAGGAUACUUCUCAAUUCUCUUCUGUUUUGAAUAAAAACUUGAAGUAGACACUGCUAUCAUGAACAAAAUACAUGUAUUAAAAUCUAAAUUAUUAA